AUGAUUAGGUGCGCUACUUUCAACGUCCCGGCGAUCGCGGGCAAGCUGCCUGUUGUCUUUGACAUCUUUUCUUCCUACAACAUCCAGGUUGCCGCCUUGCAGGAGGUGGAUAUCAACGAAGCCACCCGUGCUCGUUUCCGCACUUCGUGUUUGCAGAAAGGCUUCUUUGUGGUGUUUGGAGGCGUUGGGGAAGGUGGGGUCACCAAGACCGCCUUGUUGUCUACCUUACCAAUUUCACCUGUGUUUCUGGAGACUUCCUGGCCGGACCGUGUGGCUGCUGGCGUGGUGGAGGUCCAGGAGUGCAAUGGCCCGGACUGGGUGUACCAAAAGAUCUUUUUAGCUUCAGUUUAUUGCCAUGCUUCCGAUGGCACAGCAAGAUCAAGACUUUGUACAGAGGUGCUUGACUUUGUGACGGGUUCUGGUUUCCUGUGGUUGACCCUGGGUGACUGGAAUCAGGAGGCGGAUGACCAAUGUUUCUCCCCUUACAUUUCCGCUGGAAGAGCUCAUUGUGUGGAUGAUGCCUUUGCUUUGCUCCCUGAAUCCACCCGAGCCGAUGGCCACAAGCGCAUCGAUUUUGGCCUUUCACACCGUUCUCUUGUUCCAGUACAGCGUGUCCAAUCGCAGGACAUUGAUUUUGGGAUUACGGAUCAUGAUCUCGUUGCCUACGACUUCGAGUUCAAGACAAUUUCGCACGGCCGGUUUGGGCCGAAGCGCCGUCUGAUCUCUGCUGCAGAUGGCGUUGAGAAGUUUGACUGCAGUGAAACUUUGUGUCAAUUGGUUAAAAUUGCAUUGUCGCAAGAAGAUGUGGACAAUGCGUGGUCGCUCCUCUCUGAUUUUGCGGAGGACGCCCUCUGUGAUGAGAAGCAUUUUGGCUUCACGCCGCGCUCCGCUUCCUGGAAGCCCCGUUUUUCGUCACGGCACUCCAAGGCGUCUGCUGGACCAGAGCCGGUGCGGUUGGUUCGUCUUAGGCGUCUUCACAGACGCCUCCUUCAGCUUCGUAGACAACCCUGGGAUAGCAAUCUUCGUGCAAAGGCUGCCCGUGAUUUUCGGUGCUUUCAGGAUGAGCUGCAAGAUUUGUACAGAUGUCAUGGACCAGUUUCUGAGGCUGAGCCAGCUCCGGCUGGGGGGAUGCCCCGAAGCAGAGCUGAGGCUGUGCCAGCUGGGGCCCCUGGCAGAGCUGAGGCCGUGCCAGCUCCGGCUGGGGCUUUGGCCCCAAACAGAGCUGAGGCCGAGCCAGCUCCGGCUGGGCCUGGGGCCCGAAGCAGAGCUGAGGCCGUGCCAGCUCCGGCGGGGGUUGAAACCCCUAACAGAGCUGAGGCCGAGCCAGCUCCGGCUGGGCGACAUGCCCGAAGCAGAGCUGAGGCCGCGCCUGCGUCGGGAUUGGUAUCCCGAAGCAAGGCAAAGGCUGCGCCAGCUCCGGCUGGGGCGUGUGCCCCAAGCGGAGCUGAGGCCGAGCCAGCUCCGGCUGGGCCUGGGGCCCGAAGCAGAGCUGAGGCCGUGCCAGCUCCGGCGGGGUUUGAAACCCCUAACAGAGCUGAGGCCGAGCCAGCUCCGGCUGGGCGACAUGCCCGAAGCAGAGCUGAGGCCGCGCCUGCGUCGGGAUUGGCAUCCCGAAGCAAGGCAAAGGCUGCGCUAGUUCCGGCUGGGGCGCUUGCCCCAAGCGGAGCUGAGGCCGUUCCAGUUCCGGCUGGGGCUGUGCCCCGAAGCAGAGCUGAGGCCGAGCCUGCUCCGGCUGGGCUGGGUGCCCAAUGCAGAGCAGAGGCUGUGCCAGCUCCGGCUGGGGUUGAAACCCCCAACAGAGCUGAGGCCGAGCCAACUCCGGCUGGGCGACAUGCCCGAAGCAGAGCUGAGGCCGCGCCUACGUCGGGUUCGGCUUCCCGAAGUAGGACAAAGGCUGCGCCGUUUCCGGCUGCAAGUGGAGCUGAGGCCGUUCCAGUUCCGGCUGGGGCUGUGCCCCGAAGCAGAGCAGAGGCCGAGCCUGCUCCGGCUGGGCUGGGAGCCCAAAGCAGAGCAGAGGCUGUGCUAGCUCCAGCUGGGAUGGAGCCCCCAAACAGAGCUGAGGUCGAGCCAGCUCCGGCUGGGCUGAAUGCGCGCAGCAGAGCUGAGGAAGACUGCCUGGAAGACCUCGUUGAUGUGGUGGCAGCGGCAGUCACUCAAUGUGAGCGGCAACUUUUUUCUCAGCGCCUAAAGGCUUGGAAGGCCCGGAUGGCUGCAGAUGAAGGCCAGCAGCGUGCAUGGGUCAAGCGGUUUGCCUUGACCCGUGCUCAGGAGAGUCGUGCGGCGCGCCCUGCGCCAUCUUCUAAGGGUGUUAGCGCUUCAGCCGUCCACCCUUCCAUAGCAGUUGAUGAGCAGCAGCGAGAGUGGACAGCGGUUUGGGGCCAGGAAUCUGGACGUGGCACAGGCGAGGAAUUCCAAAGUUUUCUUCGCAACGUCCCAAACAACGUUAAUGAGGCUGUUGCCUUCUCAGCAAAGGGCUCUGACCUGCUGCAAGCCAUGCAGGCUAUGACGCGCAAGGCCCCUGGCCCUGAUGACUGGCGCGCCAAAGAUCUUUUGAGAAUGGGACCGAUUUGGUGGUCAUGCCUUGAAGAUUUGUGGGCCCAUGUGAUUUCUUCCGGAUGCAUUCCCCGCCGAUGGGUUGAGGCCAAGAUAGUGCUCAUUCCCAAAGACGCAGGGGGCUGGCGGCCACUUGCUUUGACAUCGGUAUUGUGGCGCGCUGGCUCGCGAGCGCUUUUGCAGACCCUGAAGCCGUGGUUGAGCAGUUGGGCGGGCGAUCACCUGUUUGGCGGUUUGGCUGGUAGAGGCGUCGAAGAUUGCCUCAUCCGCAUCAACCAUGCGGUCGCGCAGCGAGCUAAGCAUGGCGUGUUUGUGCGCCAGGAUAUCCAUCGUUUUUUUGAUGCGAUCCAGGUGCAGCAGGCAAUAGCGGUCCUCUCGCACUUGAAGGCCCCUCCUGCGCUCGUUCGCCUUAUUGACCAGUUUUAUUUGCGUGGAUCCCGGGUCUUUACUUCGGGCGCCUAUCAUGGCUCACAAUGGUGCAAAGCAGGGCGGGGCAUUUUGCAAGGAUGCCCUCUUUCGCCUAUGAUCGCGGCAGCGGUGAUGUUGCCGUGGACUUGCGCAGUCCAGCAGCCCGGCCUCGGCUGUGCCGUUUUCGUUGACGAUCGGGUUUUGUGGGCCCAGAAUGUUUCCCAAGCCCCCCUUUUGCAGCUGGCAAUGCGGAAAUCGGAGGAAUUUGACAGUGUGUUUGGGCUUAGGUGCCGACCCGAGAAGUGCGGGAUUGCAGCUUUGAGCUCGGAUGUUGCCCAAAAUUUUGGGCUAAGCAACCUCCCUUACGCCUUCGACCACAAACUCACCUUUCUUGGGUUACAGUUUGACCUUCAUGAACCGAUGGCCACACAGCUGGUAAAGUUUGACAUGCAGCUCGUGCUUUUCCGCAUAACUGCCAUUGCCCGCGUGGCUGCUUCAUGGAAGGCCCGCUUACGCUUGCUGCGAUGCCUCGUGAACCCAACCUUCACUUGGGCUGCUGGCUUGGCAGCAUUGACACCGGAUGUUUUGAAGAGUAUACGCAGUGCAGUUGUGAGUUCCUUUGGCGCCACUUUGCCGCCAGACGUGCCUUGGGGCAUCCUUUUUGAGCUCCUUGGGUGGGAAGUCGAGCCUCUCUUCGCCUCAGCUGCAGCCCAUUUCCGAGCUGCAGUUAGGCACCGCAGCUCGUUGAAACAGUGCUGGGAAGAUGCACCUCUUGACUUUGUCUUUGGAAAGUGGUUUCAGCAACUCCCUUGCGCUGCGGCCGCAGCCAAUGACCUUGGAUGGUGGGCAUCGCCUGAUGGAGCUCUCCUUCAUAGGCGGGAUCAGCAUGGGCAGCAGCGCACCUUCGAGCUUGGGGUUGACAACUUUGCUUGUGUUCUUCGGUGGCUUAAAGAAAGGAGCCGGCGCGACUCUUUGAAGGCGUCGGCCAGGGUGUUUCGUGGCUUUCGACGCCAGGCAAAUGCAGAUCAGCCACUGGCUCAAGGUUUGACACUGCCUCCUCCUGCUCCCGGAGUUCCUUGUUACCAAGGCCACAGACAGUGUUUCAAGCAGGCGACGGACAAAAGGGAUUUGUUCCUUGCGUGCUUGGCUACGGGAUGCAGCUGGUGGCACUUCCAUCCCGGUUUUCGGAGGCAACCCCAUGGUGACGCAGCCCGUCAGUGCGCAUGUGGCAAGCACACGCCUUCUCGGCCCCACUUGGUGUGGACAUGUCCGGCGACUGCUUCAGCAAGAGAAGGAGUUCCUCUCCCCAGUAACCGAGCAGAGGAGCGUCUCUUUACCAAGGUCCUCCCUGAACAACCUGCUGCGCCAAGGGACCCCCGUCCUCUGGCCUUUGAGCAGCUUGUCCAUGCCUUUCGCACAAGACUUGAGGAACAGCCUUCCCACUUCUUCGUUGCCACAGAUGGUUCCGAGAUUGAUGAGGUCGCUGCUUUUGCCAUUGCGACCCCGGGAUGCCCAACUUUUGUUUCAGCUGUCACUGGUGAAGAUCAGACCGCUUACCGGGCUGAGGUUGAAGCUGGCGUCCUCGCCCUUCAGGCUGCUGCUGACGCUGCUCGACUAUGUGCAGGAGCCGCUUCACGUGUCUCUUUUGUGUUUGUCCUCGACUGCCAAGCUGCCAUCAAAACUUUGAAAGGUGGUGGUUCUUGCAAGCUACUGGCGCGACGCGCCUUUGAUGCUUUCCAACGGCUUUGUGCUCUGACCCUGUCGGUCGAGCUCUUUUGGGUCCCAUCGCACGGCAAGGUUAGCGGUGAAUGGGCGCCGCACCCGGUCGCCUCGGAGGCCAUGCUUCGUGGACUCAAUGAGGACGCCGAUGAGGCGGCGCGCUGGAAGGCGCGAUUGCUACUCCGUGGGUCUGCUCGUCAGGAGUGGGCGCGAGCUAAGCUUGCUGCCACGCAAUGGGAGGUCAAGGCCGUCAACGCGGUUGCCGGAGCCGCUUCUAUCGCUCGUGGGUGGUGGGCGUCUGACGCCUGA
This is a messenger RNA of Effrenium voratum, 4989 nucleotides long. The record is from the annotation of a GenBank genome assembly. Lineage: Eukaryota; Dinophyceae; Suessiales; Symbiodiniaceae.